Molecule: messenger RNA, 1713 nt
Organism: Closterium sp. Naga37s-1
Lineage: Eukaryota; Viridiplantae; Streptophyta; Zygnematophyceae; Desmidiales; Closteriaceae
Source: the annotation of a GenBank genome assembly
AUGUCCUGCCCGUUUCUCGCGGCGGCUGCAGCUUCUGGCGAGGCUAACGACGCGAGUCGCCCCGCCGGAGGCUGUCCUUUCGCGAAGCGUUUCGGUCUCCUUGGCUCAUCUCCAAGCGACCCAGCGACGCAGCGAGAUUUGCCUGUUGCAGCAGCGGCAGCAGCAGACGGCACAGGCGAAAAACACAAAUCCGGACCACGAAAUUCUGUUCCAGACGUGGUUGAAGGACGAGCGGACCGCAGCGGUGCUGCGGAUGGGGGGAAGGCGGCCGGGGAAAUCGGGGGGGAGAGCGGGCGGAAGGCUGCCGCGGGGCGGUGUCCGUACGGGUUCGACUCCGCAGCGGAUGGGCGCAUGGCGGCGGCUGUGGGGCCGAUGAGUUGCGUGCUUUGCAAGGCGUUGCUGUUCGACCCCGCCCGCUGCGACCCGUGCAAACACGUGUACUGCAGGGGGUGCAUAGCGCGGUUCACAGACUGUCCGCUGUGCGGGUGCGACGUGAAGGCUCUUCUUCCUGAUGCAACGCUCACACAUGCCGUGGACGCGUUCAUCUCCGCGCACGUGCUGCACCGCCCUGCCCUGCUCCCCCCGUCACUGGCCGCACCACGCUCUGAGCCGCCUCCCAACGCGCUAGAUGCUGCUGCUUCUGCUGCGGAUUUGUCCGGCAAAGAUGCUUCAGCAGCAGCAGAUACAGAAGCCACGGAUUCAGCAGCAGCAGCAGCAGCAGCAGCAGCAGCAGCCACAGCAGCAGCAGAGCGGGAGGCAGAGGCAGCGAGAGUGGAGACAGAGGCACUGGAUCUAGACAAGGCCAGCCCGGGCAGCUUCCUCUUCAUCCACGCCAUGCGGGCCAUGCAGCACGGUAACCUGCCCAGUGCGCGAGCUCGCUUCGCCCUCUCCGCCUUCUCGCUCAAGUCGUUUCUUUCCCCAGGCAAUGCUGCCUCGGUUUCUGCUACUGCUGAUGCUGCUGCUGAUGCUGCUCGUGGUGUCAGCAGCAGCAGCUCCGCUGGAACUGUUUCUUGCUCUGAUCAUCGUAUUCCCCUCCUGCCUUCCCUCUGCCCGGCCAAACGGCCAUGCCCCGCCAGUCUGCUCAUGUCUGACGUGGCAUCGGCGGCCAGCAGCUACCAGGAGGCUGUCGAUGUGCUCUCUGCUGCGCUGCCUGCGCUGGGCAAAGGCGAGACUGAGGCCGAGGGCGAGCGAGCAGUGGAGGAGGGGCAGCAGCAGGGCCUGGAGAUGCAUGGUGGUGGGGACUCUGACAGUGGUGCUGUUGAUGACGAGGUGGGUGCUUGGACAGUGCUGCUGCACCAUGCGCUCUGUGUGACCCUCAACAAGUUGGGAGACCUGCACUACCGCUCCGACCACCUGCCUGAAGCUCUUGCUCUCUACCAGAGGGCUCUUGCGCGCAGGCAGCAUGCACUGGCGCGCACUGAGGCAUGCGCCCAGGCACGCGAGGGGGAGGGUGCAGUGAGGGAGACGGCCAGCAAGGCAUUAGACGUGGCAGUGUCAACAGCCAAGGUGGCGGACGUGCAGCAGGCGCUGGGGGAGGAGGAGAGUGCGAGGGAGGGCUUCUCACGUGCACUGCGCCUCGUGCAGGCCGCCAAAGAGACCCUCAGUGCCGCUGCUGCUGCUGCCGGACAGGGGGACUGCUUGGCCCUGCUGGAUAAGGUCAGGAAUGGCGAGGCGAGAGGUAUGGGGUGUGGGUUGUGGCUGGAUUGUGUUUAA